Alosa alosa (allis shad) is the source of this 7496-nucleotide messenger RNA. RefSeq names its product potassium channel tetramerization domain containing 16b (gene kctd16b). The transcript is spliced from 2 exons. NCBI's taxonomy places the organism in Eukaryota, Metazoa, Chordata, Actinopteri, Clupeiformes, Clupeidae. Gene Ontology annotation, biological process: protein homooligomerization; regulation of G protein-coupled receptor signaling pathway. Bases 864 to 2246 code for a protein of 460 amino acids. Gene Ontology annotation, cellular component: presynaptic membrane; postsynaptic membrane. The record is from RefSeq and is a predicted model, not a curated record. Gene Ontology annotation, molecular function: protein binding.
GGAGGGCGCACGGCGCGCAGCCUCCACUCCUCUGACAUCCCCUCUCCUCUAACGCGCGCGCACUCCCAUGGCAAAAUCUGCGUUGCACUUCAGAGGAAAGGGAGAAGACUAACAUAAACCAGGAAACAGCAUCAGAUAGGCACAUUCGAGAUUUCACUCGACGGAGCUGGUGAUGACGAGAAGGAGGGAGUGUUAGAUUGGGCGACUCUUGCACUCGCAAGGAGUUUCCGCUCUGAAGUUAGGUUUGGGGCAGUGCUUUUUAUAUGUAAAAACAGACGAAAGAAAUUCGAUUUGAUGACGGGAAGUUGACAGUAUAUACCUGGUGUUCCAGAGACGAUCCCUCCACACUUCAAAAGUUUUUGGUGGACUUACACAUUGCAGUGACCAUCUAAUUUGAAGGAAUUGCCGUGGAUUACAACAACGCCCCUCUCUAGUGCCUUUGGGGAAGAGAUUGUUCAGUUUCUGCGGUUUUGUUGCGUCUCCGUUCAGACCCCGUUUUUGUUGUAGUUGGGUGCAGAGCUACCUUGCCAUGGACCCCCCUCCCCUCCACUGAAGCUCUGUUCUCCUGGGCUUCGGAGACUGAGCAACCGAUGCCAGCUUGCAACAUGCAAACAUUUUACACACACAUUUGAUAUUUCAGCACAUUUUUUCCCUUCAGAGACAAAACGAGGUUUGUGGACCACUACCCAUUGAAAUAUCACUUCGACGGGUAGGUUGACGCCGGGCUUAUUAGUAUUCUAUACAACUGUUUGACAUAAACUGCUAAGGCGUACACAAGAAUCCCUCGCUGUACAAGCCAAGUAGUGCCUGUUUAAGGGCCGUAGAACACCAACUUUCUCCUGAGAAGAACAUUUUGGGCACUCAUGACUGAGACGAGUGGGAACUGUCGGACUCAGCCGACGACCAAAGAACAGGGGUCUGUACAGAAUAGUUUCCCUGAAGUCGUUGAGCUAAAUGUUGGAGGGCAAGUGUAUUACACUCGUCAUUCGACAUUAAUUGGUACCCCGAAUUCCCUCUUGGGGAAAAUAUUCUCCUCGAAAAAGGAUCCGUCAAAUGACCUAGCAAGAGACCCUAAAGGGCGCUACUUUAUUGACAGAGAUGGAUUUCUAUUUCGUUAUGUAUUAGACUACCUCAGAGAUAAGCAAGUCGUUCUACCAGACCAUUUCCCUGAAAAGGGGAGAUUGAGGAAAGAAGCGGAAUACUUUCAACUGCCAGACUUGGUAAAGCUUUUAUCUCCUGACGACUUGAAGCACAGUCCGGAUGAAUAUUGCCAUAGUGAUUUUGAAGAUGGGUCACAGGGCAGCGACCUACGGACGUGUCCUCCACCUUCGCUGGUGCCGGCUGACCGAAAGAGUGGCUUCAUUACGGUCGGUUACAGGGGCUCGUGCACAAUGGGGAGAGAGAGUCAGACCGAUGCCAAGUUUCGGAGGGUACCGAGGAUUUUGAUAUGCGGGAGGAUUGCGUUGGCGAAAGAAGUUUUUGGCGAGACGCUAAACGAGAGCCGAGACCCGGACCGGACACCGGACAGGUACACGUCAAGGUUCUACCUGAAGUUCAAACACCUGGAGAGAGCUUUUGACAUGCUGUCAGAGUGCGGCUUCCAGAUGGUCGCCUGUAACUCGUCGGUGACAGCAUCCUUCGUCAAUCAGCACACCGAGGACAAGAUCUGGUCAAGUUACACCGAAUAUGUCUUCUACCGUGGUCUGUCCCGGUGGUCCUCCCCUCUGUGCGACUGCUGCUGCAAGAACCACAAGGGCGAUGGUGAGGGCGAGAGUGGCACCUCCUGCAACGAGCUCUCCACCUCCAGCUCCGAGAGCCAGUCGGAGGCCAGCUCGCCGCAGGGCACCGUCAUCUGCGGGCCCGUGAGCCGGGGCGGAGUUGGGGCCGGUGGAGGUGGAGGCCCACCACCCAAGCACCAGGGGCCGCUAUCGCAGCACCACCACCACCCCCACGUGCACCCGCACCACCACGUCCAGACGCUGGACCGGCCGCUGAAGAAGGGCCCCGUGGUCAUGCUCCAGCAGUCCGAGCCACGGCGCAAGAGCGACCUGAUGCGCACGUUGACGACCAGCGCGCGGGACACCUCCACCACCAGCAAGAAGCGGGCCUCCAAGGAGGCCAAGAUGACCAUCGAGGAGGAGUUGGAGAAGUGCAUCGACGACUUCCGCAAGAUCAAGAUCCCCGAACGCUUCCCAGAGCGGAAGUACAAUUGGCAGGCCGACCUGCUACGCAAAUACCGCCUCUGAAGGAGGAGUCGCGGAGGAAGCGGGUGGUGGUAGGGAGAGAUUAAAGAAGAAAUUAAAAUUUAAGAAAAAAUUAACGAAUACUCAAACUCGUGAGCACUUAAACUGAACUGUAUGUACCGUAUGUAUGUGUGUAUGUAUGUAUGUAUGUAUGUACAGUAUGUACGUACGUAUGUUGGGUAAACAUUACUACUGCCUCAGAAUGUCUUUGUCCCAGUUUGCGGUCAGGGGAAGGUUGUUGGGGUAAAACAAAACAAAACAAAAAACUCUUCUCGUUCUCGCUGAUAAACACAGGCAUCCUUUCAUCGUGAGCAGGCUCCGCCAUGGGGAGGAGGAGACAGGCAUUUGUUGUUGUUUUUUUAGCUUCAUAGCAUCUGAAUUUUUGUUUUUCUGUUGUUGCAGUUGUUGAUGUUGCAAUGGCACUCAUGAACCCAAAUGUGUGUGUGUGUGUGUGUGUGUGUCUGUGUUGGUGUGUAUGAGAGAGAUGGAAAGGGCGAGGCCAUUGGAAGACUGUGUUACGCACAUACACACACUGCAUACACACAGCAAUUCUGACCCCAUCAUGUUUGUGGCUGCGUUCGGGGUGGCAUCGAGGUCGGAGAUAAACGUGCAUCAGAGUGAUAAAUAAUUCAUGCCUUCCCCUCCCCGCUCCUUCUAAAAAUACCCCCAGCCUCGGCCCAGCCGCCUGAGCACAGACGCUUGGAUUUCAACACUACCACAAGCACAGGAGACUCUUUUUUCCCUCUCUUUCCAUUUUGCAGGCUCCGUUGGCCGGCCACAGCUAAGGGGUGUGUCGACGUUAGUGCAAGAGUCCCCAAGGCAUUUGGCUUCAUUGUGGAGAGGGGCUUACAUAACAGGUUGAAAUGCAAUACCUGUACUCUGUUAUAUUGAUUGGAAAAAUUUAUAUUCUGAAGGGAAAUGCAUGGGUGGGUUUAGCUUGAAGAGGGAAAAGGUUAAAUAUGACACAAGGCUUUGGUUUAGAGUAGCAACUUAUCCAGGAAUCAUACUUAUCCAGGAAUCAUGUUUACUACUGCUGGAAAGGGUACCUGCUGCCUUGUGACUUUACUCUGAGAUUUGUAUGCACAUGCACGCACGCACACAUGCACACACACACACACACACACACACACAAACAUUGACACCCACACAAAUACAAGCAUACUCACCUGUAUACCAACACACACACACACAUACAGUCCAGUCACACACACUGUUACCAGUACCUGCUACUUCACCUGUGUUUUAAACACCACACAACACAAGCACACACAGACACACAGAUGCACACACACACGUGCACACACACACACACACACACUUCAUCCAGCGCACUGCCAAUAUUGAGCAAUGAAGGACACAGCGUGACAUGUGGCUCCACCCAGCCCCGGCUUGCCUCUCGGAGGUCAGUGGAUAUCGACGUUAGGAGUCCUCUGGGUAUCGACCAGGCUAAUUCACAAAGCCAAUGACAUCCCAGUUGACGUUGAUGAAGGCUGAUAGAUAUUGGUGAUCAGACUCCCUAAUGAGAGCGUAAUACCUCAUGGAGGGGCUGGUUCGGUUUGGUUCUACUUGCUGGUUUGUAUUUCAAUGGGAAAGAUUGUCGUUCACACAGUGUUGUUCACAUACUUAUUGCUUACUUACUCAUACCCCCUCCCUCUGAACAGUGGGCCCCCCACAGAUGAGAUGAUGUUGUUGUAAUUGACACAAACACAUCAAACAAACAAACAAACAGACAGACAAAAAUGUCCAACUCCUUAAGAGGACAAAAUGUAAAAAAAAAGCCACUAUUGACAGCGUAAAUCCAAAUUAGGCUAUAUCAUCUGUAGCCACUUGGGCAAAUAUUUGCCAAGAUCAUGACCCCUGCCCCCACCCCAACACACACACACACACCCCAAAAAAGAGAUUACAAGUCCCAAAUAAUAUGAGUUUGCAUGCUCUAAUAACUUUAAUGAUAACAACUUUUAAUCUAUUAACUUUAAUGCAGUUACAUUGUCAAACAUCAGUUGCCUGCUCCGCUCUGAUUUAUGACUGUUAAUAUUCAAAGGCAAACAUGGGGCUGUGGUCUGGAUAGGAAUUAAUGAUGAAAAUGCCUACGUGCUUCAACAUGUUUUUAAUAUAUGCAGAAACUAUGCUGUCUCGCAGCUCACAGUCUCUUAAAGUGGAAAGUCCCUCAUCUUACUUAAAUAUUCCUUACUUUCUCUCUUACAUCAACUGUAUGAAUGUACAUGUGGCAAUGGAAUUAUUCACUUUUGUUUGUGAUUUGUUUUGUUCUUUCAAGAAAAACAGUAUAUAGAAACCAGGAAAAGCCUAUACAAUUGAAUUUCUAUGAUAGUUUUAUCCACAGCUUAUAGUCUUUGAUUCGUUCUCUGACACUUUCAGUUUGCCAGACUUUAUCAGAUUUACUCAUAAAAAAAAUAUAGUAAAUAUAUAAAGAAAGACUCCAUAGAUUAUGAAUUAUAUAAAAGUGAUCUUUGUACAUUAAAUAUUUUAUUUUUGAAUCAAAAGAUUAUCUUUACAUAUGGUAAUCCUUACUGCAUGUGCAAUCACUAAAAAGUAAUUAUGGGAGGCGCUUAGAGGAACGCUGGAGCAAUGUGCUCCUUCCUGCUUUGUUUACUUUGUUUACUACCCUUAGUUAUCCUCUCAACACAAGCCUUACAUUAAAGCCCAAGCAAGGCCAGACAGUUUCAAUAUAAGCAAUCGCCAUGGGUGACUCUAUUAAACCCACUGAUAUUGUCCCGUUGACAUUUGUGCCGUGAAUUUCAAACACAUUUUCCAUGCCCUAAUGUAGUUCUAAUGUUAAACAGCAACAGCAGGUAUAGAGCAAAACCUUGCUCUAUACAUUUGAUAAAAGUAGUCCCUAAUUAAAUGUGGUAAGAGAAUGUUUAAUUUGGCAGUAGAAGACCCCUUGCUGUAUAGCUUUGACUUCAGAUGCCACCACCUAGGUGACAAAUGGCUUCCCUCAUUUAAAUGGAAGCAGUGGUAGAGAGUGGACCAUGGUUUAUUACACAAGUAACUAAAUACAAUUUGUCAGAAGAAAGUUAGUGUGACACAGAAGAGUGCCCUUGCAAUAUAUGAGAUUAAUGAGCAGGUCCAGAUUCUACACACAUCCACAACAAUAAAUACUGUAGCAGUGAAGCCUGAAGAUGUUACUGAUGUUUUCAGGUCAUUGCAGCGCAUUCUUUACUAGGCAUUUUUUUUGUGCUAAUUCAUUAAUAUCAUUCCAUGCAAAAACAGUUGUUGUGAUCAUGAUAUGCUGGUCAUAAUUCUUAUAGUUUAUAAUUUUCUUGACAACUCAGAUGAAGUUGAGCCCAAAAUGUGACUGUUACCUUGCCAGCUCAGAAUCAACAACUCGUGUUUCUAACAUCAAAGACUGUACAAACACUAGUUCAUUCCAGGUGUUUGUUCAAAGCCAGUGUGAGAUAGUUUGCGAUGCAUGGAACAUCACAGGUCGCUGUCAUUUCUGCUGAUAAAUGGCUGUGCAGGAUCUUAGCUGGGUUUUUGUGGCUGGCGACUGCUGGGGACAGAUCAUCAUAAUAUCUGACUUCUGGGCCACUGCACAAACAUGCGGAAAUCUCUAUUAUUUUCCUCAAACAAACACAGACAGAUGAGGUCCAGAAAGGGUCAGUGUGAUUUAAAUUCUGAAUUUAAUGGAAAAAAAGGUGGUGGAAGCACUACGCAUAAUAGGUAAAAUUGCCAGACAUGGACUGCUUGACCGUCCUUCUGCUUUGUUUCAAGGCAUGGUAUUUACGGGGUUGAUUCAAGGCGUGAAUCUACGUUAUAACAGUUCUGUCAUCCUGCUAACCUAUAUAUCAUAAAAUAUUGCUCCAACAGGACCUGCUAUAUGAUGGAUCUUACUACUAGCUGUUUACUGUCCUUUUGGGCUGAUCAUUAAUUGCAAAGAAACAGGACAAGUUUAGGACUUUCAUUCAGGUGAAAAAAUAACUAUGUGCUAAUAGACAUGUAAUAAUGCAUGACUGGCAGUAAUAAGAUGUAAGAUAUAUUAUACAUCAAUAUCAAAACUAGCAGAUUACAAUCACUCAGUGCUCUUCAUUUCCCUCAGGAGGUAUUACUUAACAUGGCCAGUUAAUUUAUUCAUAAGACUCAAAGCUGAAUGUAUCAUAUACAUACUGGAAUUAGCUACAACACAAAGUUUCUCUGGUAAUAGUGGCAAGUACUGAUGAAAAGCAACAAUCACCUAGUGGGAGUGUUCAGACCUUAGCGUCAGCAUCGUACUCCACCACUUGUUUUUGUCGAACAUCGUAAUCUAGUUUUCUAAAAUGUUGAGUUAUUUAUAUGUAUAUUGAUAUUUUUAUUUAUUUCUCUGGGGUUUAUUUUUUCAUGUUUGAAGAUCAAAAGCAUCUGAGCUGGACAGGGCAUUUGUAUUUUUGCACUAUAAAGAGAAUAUAGUAUAGAAGCAAAGUAUCUUACAAUGUAAAUAACACCACCACAUCCACACCCUGUUCGGCCCUGCUCUCUAGAGAGAGGCCAUGUGUAUAAUUUGGCCUAGGGUUCAAUUGGAUUGUGUCCUGGGUCAGGUUUCUGUGUACUGGGAAAUGAACAUUCAAAUGAAGAACCUUUUCAGCACGACGCAUAUUCUGCAACACAACAUUAACGUGGUUCUGAAUGGAAUACAUAGGGUUCUCUGUUUAAAUGUCAGCUAAUUCCAAAUGUUCUCCCCUCCACCCCCUUUCCACUUAGAAAAAGUGUUUUUUUUUUCUUUUGCAGGCUUGCUCAGCCAACUUUAUUUAAUGGGAUGUUUUUUUUUCUACCUUGCGAUAGAGUUCUUGAUGUAAAUGAAUGCCAGUUGUGUAAUUUCAUUUCAUUUUCCCAUGUGCCCUUUCAAGUGUGUGAACCACAGCGAAGUCAAGCACAUGGGGAGUGAUGCAGCCACAGAGGAAAAAAAUAGGUCAGCACAAAUAAAACAAAAAGGAUGUUGUUUGGUGUCGUUUUGGUUUAAAAAAAAAAAUGGUGCAGAACUUUGUGCGCAUGUUGGUAUACAAAAUAUUGCAGAUACAUUUGUUUUUUGUGACGAUGUUAAAAUACCUACCAAAAAGGGAAAAAAAAAAAACUUGCAGAAAAAAAAAAGACAAGCACAAACAGUCAAACAGUGGAUAGUGUCUGCUACUGUUUCUCCACAGUGACUAGCAUUCUAAAGAAAAGACAGUACCACCUCAUCAGAAACAUCUUUAGAUACAAACAUAGAGAUUUUCAAAAUGUUACACUGAGUUACAUUCAAUAAAAUUCUCUACAAAUAAA